AUGGCAGUAGAAGAGCUUGAGAAAUCAAUGGCGGCAACUGAGAUUGAAGACCAGAGAAAAGACGAUGAUGAUUUAGAGGAAGUUGAGAUUAUCGACGACAACUCAAACGCCGAAAAACCUAGCAAAUCAAUUGCAACAACUCAUCCUCUUGAGAAUGAUUGGACUUUUUGGUUCGAUAAUCUUACUUCUAAAUCAAAACAAGCUGCUUGGGGUAGCUCAAUUCGACCCAUUUAUACUUUCUGUAUUGUUGAAGAAUUCUGGAGUAUAUGGACUACAAUAGAUCUUGUAAAAUUAGUCGGUAACAACUUGAGCGAGGUUAGGCACAACCAGAUAGGUAGUUUCAACAAGGGAGCUGCUAUGGGUCUUUGUACUUUUACGUUUCUGUUGUGA
Molecule: messenger RNA, 390 nt
Organism: Chenopodium quinoa (quinoa)
Lineage: Eukaryota; Viridiplantae; Streptophyta; Magnoliopsida; Caryophyllales; Amaranthaceae
Product: eukaryotic translation initiation factor 4E-1-like
Exons: 2
Coding region: 1-390 (129 amino acids)
Biological process (GO): translational initiation
Cellular component (GO): eukaryotic translation initiation factor 4F complex
Molecular function (GO): translation initiation factor activity; RNA 7-methylguanosine cap binding
Source: RefSeq, a predicted model, not a curated record